AUGUCCCUGUACCGUAUAGGUGUGGACGUUGGUGGCACCAACACCGACGCGGCCAUCCUUGACAUCAAGGCCCUGGACAGCCCUGGCCGUGGUGUGCUCGCCUCGCACAAGGCCACCACGACCCCUGACAUCACCAGCGGCAUCGAGGAGGCCAUCAAGGCCGUUCUUGCAAGCUCGGCCAUCGACCAAAGCCGCGUCCUCAGCGUCACCAUCGGCACCACUCACUUCAUCAACGCGCUGGUUGAGGCUGAUGCCAGGCGGCUGGACCGUGUUGCCGUGGUGCGGCUUUGCGGCCCUUACACAAGGCAAAUUCCUCCCUUUUCAGGCUUCCCCGUUGGCCUCCAUAAAAUUCUGGAUGGAGGCGUCUACUACCUGAAAGGCGGCCUGGAGAUGGACGGGCGGGAGAUUGCACCUCUCGACCCCGAGGAGAUCCGCAAGGCUGCCAGGGAUAUCGUGGCCGCUGGCGUCAAGGCUGUCGCUCUUGCUGGCGUCUUCUCGCCCCUUGAUCACGAAGGAAUUCAUGAGAAGCGAUGCAAGAAGAUUCUGCUCGAGGAAGCCCCUGAUCUCAAUAUCGUCUGCUCUCAUGACAUUGGUCCUACCGGCUUUUUGGAGCGUGAGAACGCCACGAUUCUCAAUGCUGCCAUCCUGAGAACUGGGCAUCGAGUGAAGCGGGGCUUCAGGAAGGCCAUGGCGCGGCUCAACCUUGCGUGCCCCCUAUACCUGUCUCAAAAUGACGGAACCUUGAUUGACGCCGAGGCGGCCGCCGACUUUCCCAUCAAGACCUUUGCUAGCGGUCCGACAAACAGCAUGACUGGUGCGGCGUUUCUGGCUGGCAUCGAUCAAAAGCACGACGGCAAGCCCAACGGCGCGGCAUCCACCAACGGUGACGCCAACAGCGAGCAAGCACAGAUUCUCGUUGUGGACAUUGGAGGAACGACCACGGAUGUGUGCGCUUUGUUGCCCUCGGGCUUUCCUCGCCAGGCUCCCGGAUUUGUCGAGUUUGGAGGUGUGCGCACCGCCUUCUCUAUGCCCGAGGUCGUUUCCGUGGGGCUGGGCGGUGGCAGCAAGGUCACGGUCGAUGAGACGCAGCCAAACUCCGUUUCCGUUGGCCCUGGCUCCGUGGGACAUCUCAUCCGGCAGCAGGCCAAGAUCUUCGGCGGCUCUACGCUGACGGCGACCGAUAUCGUCGUCGCUGCUGGCAAAGCUGAUCUAGGCGACGCCAGUCUUAUCAAGGACGUCCCUCAAUCGACCAUUGACCUGGCCCGCAAGGACAUCAAGAAGAAGCUCGAGACUGUCAUCGAUCAGAUGAAGGUCUCCGCUGCUCCUGUGACCGUGCUUCUCGUCGGAGGCGGCGCUCUGCUUGUUACCGACGAGCUGGCCGGAGUGGAGAAGUGCAUCUCGCCGGUUCACCAGGGUGCCGCCAACGCCAUUGGCGCGGCCAUCGGUAGAGUCUCGGGCGAAGUCGACACUGUCGAGAUCCUGGAGGACAAGAAGGAGAAGGACGUCCUUGAGGCCGCCUGCAAGCGUGCAAUCGACAUGGCUGUCGAAAAGGGAGCCGCGCGCGACGACGUCAAGAUUGUCGAGGUCAACAGGAUGCCGCUUCAGUACAUGUCCAAGGUCACUAUUCGCGUCCAGGUCAGAGCGGUGGGAAGACUGGCCAUUCCCGAUGACCUGACCCUCCUUCAGAACCCCGAUUGGGCUCUAAACGGCGACGAAGAGGAGGCCGAGGGCCAAAAGGUCAGCGUCCCGAACGCGCUUGAGCCUACGACCAAGCCUAGUCUUGGUGUAGAUAUCGAGACCUACCGUCCCGAUGUCAAGAACGGAGUAUGGUACAUCUCUGAGAUUGACUUGGAGUUCUUGGCCACCGGCUGUGGUGUUCUGGGCACCGGCGGCGGCGGCCCGACAUACUUUGAGUUCCUCAAGAGUUUGGAGGCUCUGCGAAAGGGUGGCAAGGGGAAGAUGAGAGUCGUUUCUCCCAAGGCACUGAAGGAUGAUGACAUUGUCUGUUUCGGUGCCUACUACGGCAGCCCCACCGUCAUCAACGAGCGCAUGUCUGGCGGCCGGGAAAUCAUCGACGCCAUUGAUUCCAUCACCAAGGUUCAAGGCCACAAGGAGUUCCAUGCCUUGCUGGUCGACGAGAUCGGUGGUGGCAACGGCAUGUGUGUUUUCGGCACCGGUGUCCAUUACGAUCUUCCCGUCGUCGAUGGCGACGGCAUGGGAAGAGCCUACCCGACCAUUUACCACGGCAAGUAUUUCACCUUUAGCGUCUAUGGCUAUCCUACGACUCCUUGCGCGAUUACAGAUGCGGCUGGCAAUUCGGCCGUCAUCAUGAAAACCGACUCGCCCGCUAGGCUGGAGAAGCUGCUGCGCGACACGGCUGUUGAGCUGGGACUGACGUGCGCGUCGUCAACGUGCCCGCUUCCGGGUUCCACCAUCAAGGCCGCCGCAGUGCAAAACACGAUAUCCCAGGCCUGGUACCUUGGACGUGCAGUGCAUAUGGCGCGCCGCAAGAAGGCCAACUAUGUCGAUGCCAUCUUCAAUGUCUGUGCUGGAAAGCUGCUGUUCACGGGCAAGAUCGUCGAUGUGCAUCGAUACAUUGGUGGCGGAUAUACGAUGGGUGCUGUCGUCUUGGCACCCCUGGGAGCAGACGAACGAGAGGCCGCCAGCGACAGCAAGCAAAAGGUGCCGACUGAUACACAUAUGGUGAUACCAUUCCAGAACGAGUACCUGUACGCCGCCUACAGUGACGCCGAGGGAUCCAAGGAGUCACAAAAGGUCGUCUGCACUGUGCCGCAUCUCAUCUCGAUCCUGGGCCAGGACGGCGAGGCGAUCGGCUCGCAGGAUCUGCGGUACGGUCUGCGCGUAAACGUCAUCGCGCUGCCAGCCCAUCCGCUGUGGCUCACGGAAAAGGCACUCAAGGUUGGCGGUCCAGAGGGUUUCGGCCUCGACAUUCCCACGAUUGGCGUGGACAAUGACUUUACGGAAGCGAGGAGUGUGAUUGAUGAGUUUGACACACAAGCAUAG
Messenger RNA from Purpureocillium lilacinum, 3024 nucleotides. RefSeq lists its product as uncharacterized. Gene Ontology annotation, biological process: glutathione metabolic process. NCBI's taxonomy places the organism in Eukaryota, Fungi, Ascomycota, Sordariomycetes, Hypocreales, Ophiocordycipitaceae. The record is from RefSeq and is a predicted model, not a curated record. Gene Ontology annotation, molecular function: 5-oxoprolinase (ATP-hydrolyzing) activity. Gene Ontology annotation, cellular component: cytosol.